AUGUCUAUCUAUCUAUCUAUCAUUCUGUUCAUAUCUAUCUAUCUAUCUAUCUCAUCUCUCUAUCUAUCUAUCAUCAUUCUAUAUCAUUCUAUGUUCAUUAAUUCAUAUCUAUCUAUCUUUCUGCUCAUGUCUAUCUAUCUAUCUAUCUAUCUAUCUAUCUAUCCAUCUGUCAUCUAUCUAUCUAUCUAUCUAUCUAUCUAUCUAUCUAUCAUUCUACCCGCAUCAUUUCUGUUCAUACUAUCUAUCUAUCAUUCUGCUCAUGUCUAUUUAUCUAUCAUUCUGUUCAUAACUAUCUAUCUAUCAUUCUGCUCAUGUCUAUCUAUCUAUUUAUCUAUCAUUCUGUUCAUAACUAUCUAUCAUUCUGCUCAUAUCUAUCUAUCUAUCUAUCACUCUGUUCAUAACUAUCUAUCUAUCAUUCUGCUCAUAUCUAUCUAUCUAUCUAUCAUUCUGUUCAUAACUAUCUAUCAUUCUGCUCAUGUCUAUCUAUCUAUCAUUCUGCUCAUGUCUAUCUAUCUAUCUAUCAUUCUGUUCAUAACUAUCUAUCUAUCAUUCUGCUCAUAUCUAUCUAUCUAUCAUUCUGUUCAUAACCAUCUAUCUAUCAUUCUGCUCAUCUAUCUAUCUAUCUAUCUAUCUAUCAUUCUGUUCAUAACUCAUCUAUCUAUCAUUCUGCUCAUAUCUAUCUCUAUCUAUCAUUCUCUGUUCAUAACUAUCUAUCUAUCUAUCAUUCUGCUCAUGUCUAUUUAUCUAUCAUUCUGUUCAUAA
Messenger RNA from Acanthosepion pharaonis, 762 nucleotides. Lineage: Eukaryota; Metazoa; Mollusca; Cephalopoda; Sepiida; Sepiidae. The record is from the annotation of a GenBank genome assembly.